CCGAGAGGCUUAAGCGGUCGUUUUCAAUGUGGCUGAUUAAGCAGGGCCGGUGUGGGAGAGCGGAGCAGAGGAGAGCAGGGGAGAGGGGUGCAGCCAAAUUGGCCCUCACUCCAUUAGGCAUGCAGCGCUGCUUUUAGCUCCUGCCCGGAGCUCUGACUGAUGGGAAUUCUGAAGCAUGUGAAGCUCACAGCCGCUCCACGCUUCAGUUCGGCGCUCUUCUGGGAAUAUUCAGCUCAAAACCCGCUCUGCCUGUCCCGAUGCGCCACCCUCCAGGGUCUGCUCUGGACAGUCCUGCAGGGUGCGUCUGAGAGGGCGUGCGCUUAUUUGUCUUGUCAUUGCCUUUAGAGGACUAUGGAUUGAAAUGGUGCGAUGUUCCGUGAGGCAUUAGCACGCGUUUGGAUUUGCUGGCUGCUGGUCACCACUCUGGGCUGGACGUGGACAGGUCAUGCACACAGCUGCCAUGAGGUCAAAACAGCUUUCCAGCUGCGCCAGGUCGGCCCCCUCAGAUGGGUCCCAGAAACAGCAGCACCAGAUGCAGAGCUCCAGAUCUGUAAGCACCAGGGUCCAACCUGCUGCACCCGCAAAAUGGAAGAGAGCUACCACGCUGCUGCACUCAGAGACACCCUACAGAACAUUCUGUCCUACAGCUUUGAGCUCAAGUAUCUCAUCCUCGGUCAUACGUCUGCCUUCCACGACACCUUCCAAUCCCUCCUGUCUUUCACGCUCAACCACACCCUCUCCCUCUUCGACCUGGCCUACGAGCCCAUCGCCCGGGAGUCCCGUCCUUUAGUUGCUGCCCUGUUCUCCGAUCUAUCCCUGUAUCUCCACGGCGAUGCUGACAUCUCUGUGGAACGUUCUGUCCACCGUUUCUAUGAUGACCUCUUCCCUCUGGUCUACCGUUACCUGGUGAACCCAGGCCUGCGCUCCUCCUCCUCCUCCUGGUCAGCAGAGGGUACAGAGUGUCUACGGGCCACACGGCCGGACGUGAACCCGUUCGGCCCGCAGCCACAGGCUCUGGCGCAGGGACUGGGGCGGGCACUAGCAGGUGGCCGAGCACUGACUCGAGCACUAGUGGCUGGAGCGGAGGUCCUGAAUGCCACUGAGUCUGCGGGGAUGGCGAAGGAGUGUGGGCGGGCGCUGGUACGGAUGCAGUACUGCCCGCACUGCAGGGGGCUGACCCUCAUCCGGCCCUGUGGGGGACUCUGUCUGAAUGUGAUGCGUGGUUGCCUGGCUGGACUGGCUGAGCUGCAGGCACCCUGGAGCCGCUAUGUGGGCCUGCUAGAACGCCUGAGUGGGGUGCUGGCCGGGGGGCACGAGCUGGAGCUUGCCCUGCUGGGGAUACGUGAGAGGAUUAACGACGCCAUCCUGAAUGCUCAGCUGCACGGACCACACCUCAGUGCUGUUGUGGAUAAAGUGUGUGGUUCACUCACACAGUCGGCCUCGUCCACUCUUGGGAGUGUUACAGCGGAUAGCCUUGCUACCUCUGUCCAGCCCAUCACAGAGCUGCUGCCCUCCACCCCCUCCACCAGUCCGGACAGCCACGGUCAGCAACACAACCGAGUUACUCUUAAAAAGAGGUCUUUGCCACUGAAACCUUCCAAGAAUGACAAGCCUAGAAGUCUGAAGAAGAUCUCUAAGGAGUUUAUGGGUUAUAUUCAGCGGUACAAGUCCUUCUUUUCCACGUUGCCAGAGAUGCUGUGUGAGGGGGAGAUGGUGGUGGAUGACUACACCUGCUGGAGUGGAGAGGAUGUGGUGGAGAGCUACACAGGUCUUGUGGUGGGGAACGGCCUACAGGCCCAGAGACAUAACCCUGAGAUCAAGGUCAGAGGCGUGGAUCCAGUCCUGGUCCAGGCAAAAGGGAAGCUGGAGCAGUUUAAUCAGGAGAUGUGGGCUGAGAUGGGACUGGGCUCAGAGGAGCAUGAGCAUGUGGAAGUGGGAAGCGGCAACACCAUGGAAACCAGCGGUGAAUGUGACGAUGAAGACGGCUGUCAGGGUUCAGGAGAGAAUGAAGAUUCAAUAGACCGACCUGAACUGUUCUUCCAGCCCCCGACUGCAAGAGCCCAUCCAGGGACGUCCGUUAAAGCGGCAGCCUGUACUCUGGACUCCUCCCCUAUCCUCCACUCCCUCCUUCUCCUCCUCCCUCUGCUGCUGUCCCGCCUGGGCCUGGACUCCGCCUGACCGCUCCGCUGCAUGGAGGAGUGCAGUAGGAUGCGGUGGAGGACUGAAGUAUGCACUUGCACUGGACACUUAGACGAACGUCUACACAUUCACGGAUGACCCCGCCAUGCUGCAUCUCUGCAGGCUGCUCUCUGCUGGCUGACCGGAGUCAGACCCCUCGGCCUUGGCUUUGGAGAAAGUGCCUCUAUUUUUCAUUGUCAGUGAUUCGACUGUUUUAGGUUGUGUUACGAAUCACAGUUUUGCACACUUGCUCUUUAGCGGUUUCCUGCUUUGUAGGGUUUUUUCCUGUCUGUGUGCCAUUUUAUGUAGUGCACUAGCCAAUGAAGUAUUAAAAUGGUAGUUGAGGAAUUCCUCUGUGCUCACAAGGACAUUUUGGUAUCCUUCAAAAAACCGUGCUGGUUUGCUGUCCUGCAGGGUUAUCUUGGCUAAGAUUCAGCUAAGAUUCAAGCAAGAGAAUACAACCUAUUUACCAUUUGAUUGCUGUAAGCUUGCAUUAUAGAUGUUUAAAGCUGGAUUGUACUGCUCUGGAUGUGAGCUGGCAGCAAUGAUUAGUCUCUCUUCAGUCUUGACUGACUAAAGCCGUAACUGACUAAAGCUUCACCCAAGAUUGACUGAUGCAUGAUAACAUCAGUGCACAGUGUUGUGAAAAGUCCGCUCAUUUAUUUAAUUUCCAGUCAAAAAAGGUCAUUAGGUAAGUCAUUUGUCUUUCAAUGUAAGGAGAAAAAGUAGAAAAAAUAUAUUUGACACAAAUUUAAACAGCUUCCAUUCAUUUCAGGAGACUCCCUUUCAGUAUUUCAAAGAAAUCUCCCAGGAUGUUUUUCCACACCUCCAAAGUUCAGUCUUAGAAGUUGGUUGCAUCUCCUACUUCUCACCAACCAGUAAUUGCAAGCACAUUAAGUGAUGCUGAGGUCUGGACUCUGGGGUGGUCAGCGCGUUGUUUUGAGAACACCAGCAUGUUUCCUUUUCUCAGUAAGGGCUUCUGGACAGCUGGACGAGUGCAAGCACCUCGUAUCUCCAGAGCGGUGACUUUACAGGAGAAGGAAAAACUUUACUUUUAAUGCAAGUCAGUGGAACCAGACAAUUUUCAAAGUCAUUUUAAGGCGUUUUGUUUAUUCCAUUCAUCA
Molecule: messenger RNA, 3302 nt
Organism: Pygocentrus nattereri (red-bellied piranha)
Lineage: Eukaryota; Metazoa; Chordata; Actinopteri; Characiformes; Serrasalmidae
Gene: gpc5b
Product: glypican 5b
Exons: 9
Coding region: 370-2178 (602 amino acids)
Biological process (GO): regulation of protein localization to membrane; cell migration; positive regulation of canonical Wnt signaling pathway
Cellular component (GO): plasma membrane; cell surface; extracellular region
Source: RefSeq, a predicted model, not a curated record